Molecule: messenger RNA, 1257 nt
Organism: Neoarthrinium moseri
Lineage: Eukaryota; Fungi; Ascomycota; Sordariomycetes; Amphisphaeriales; Apiosporaceae
Exons: 4
Coding region: 1-1257 (418 amino acids)
Source: RefSeq, a predicted model, not a curated record
AUGGCGACGAUAAGAUCGAGACCCUAUGAGCAUAUUGGGCUGGUUCUGCCGGUGGAGCGCAAGGGGGACGAUGGUUCCUCUGUGCAGGAAGAAUGGGUAUAUACUGGUGUCCCUGCCGCAGAGCCGCAUGACCUGGACGCGAUAGAUAUCGACGAUGACGAUCACGAACCCAUCGCAAGAAGGACACGCUCGCAGAGAGCUGCCGUCGUUGCCCCUGCCCCAAGGCCGUCGCCGAAUUCCAGGCCGGCCCCGAAGGCCGCGUUGAAAGUAACACAUGAGGGGAGUGUUGCCAAAAUCGCCACGCAGGGUUUUCUGGCUAUGGACUUGGUCCAAAGGAAUGUCACUCUGGUCCAGUCCAUCGCCAAUGAGAAGCUGUACGCCAACAAGAUACUCUGCGACCUGGACAUUUCGACUUGGCCCGGGGCAAGGGCUGUGCUGCCGGAGGUGGACUGUUUUCCCAGUCUCCGAUUCUGGCAAUAUUGCAACGGCGGGGAUUUGAGGAAUCUUAUACACUUAUACCGUCAGUAUGAUAACACCAUUCCCGAGAUCUUCAUCUGGCACGUAGCUGAACGGCUCACCACGGCGCUGGCAUUCCUGAAGCAUGGCGUGUACCCGGGCGAGGACUGGGACCACAGGCCGGCGGCGUGGACGCCCAUCUACCACAACGACCUGCACCCCCACAACGUCUUCAUCCACUACCCGGACGUCCACGGCCAGGUGCCGGCGGCCGGGGCGGUGGGCGAAGCCUUCCCGGCCAUUGUCUUGGCCGACUUUGGCCUGGCCAGGGUCCAGGGCGAUGAGCCAGACUCCGAGUUCUUAUGGGGGAACGUCUUCACGAUGGGCGGGCUGCUGCGCGAUAUGGCCCAAAGCCACAUCCCCGUCAACGAGGACGGCCUGCAAGACCCUGUGUUGCCCGCUAACAGGACGACGGUGGUGGCCGCGAUGAGCCGGGCUACUGAGCCCAACUACUACCUGCCCAUGUACGUGUCGUGGACGAAGCCGCAGCAGCUGAUGCCCGUCGUGGUUUCGCCGGGGAACCUGACCCCCUUCGACCAGACGGCGGGGGCCGACGACGUCGAGGACGAGUGGGAUCCCGCGAUGGAGCAGAAUACGGAUUUGGUAUGGGUGAGCAAUGGGAUGGCGAAACUGCACUGGCUGCGUCGCUUUCACAACGUGCGUCCGCGCUAUCAGUUCCGGUCCCUGGGUUACGGGACCCCACAGCUGGGCCCCGUGAGGCGUGGCGUUCGAGAUGAUUAA